Glycine soja is the source of this 693-nucleotide messenger RNA. Its product is annotated as probable WRKY transcription factor 13. The coding region runs from base 1 to 594 and encodes 197 amino acids. NCBI's taxonomy places the organism in Eukaryota, Viridiplantae, Streptophyta, Magnoliopsida, Fabales, Fabaceae. Gene Ontology annotation, biological process: regulation of DNA-templated transcription. The record is from RefSeq and is a predicted model, not a curated record. Gene Ontology annotation, molecular function: sequence-specific DNA binding; DNA-binding transcription factor activity. The transcript has 4 exons.
AUGUCAACAACUUCCCAUUCCAUUGUUCACCACAGCUUAUUCGAGGAGCAGGAUCAGAUGCCUACACAGAUAGGUUUCUUUCCCUUUCCAACAAACCUUACUUUCCCUCCUUUGGGUUGCCAUCAAUCCUCUCUGAAAGCUGCUCAAAAGUCAAGGGAAGACCUCACUUCUAGCUUUCGAGGAGCUCAAUUCCUAUCCUUGCAUAGAUUAAGUGUAAAUCCAUGGGCACUGGGAGAAGUGGCUGAUUGCUUCAGCUGUAAAAGAAGUGGAAUUGAUGAUCAUCAUCUCGGAAUUUCAGCCACGAAGAUGAAGAAAAUCAAGGCAAGAAGGAAGGUGAGAGAGCCUAGGUUUUGCUUCAAGACCAUGAGCGAUAUGGAUGUAUUGGACGAUGGCUACAAGUGGAGGAAGUAUGGACAGAAAGUUGUGAAGAGCACGCAUCACCCUAGAAGCUAUUACCGUUGCAUACAAGAUAAUUGUCGUGUAAAGAAACGAGUGGAACGCUUCGCCGAGGAUCCAAGGAUGGUGAUAACCACAUAUGAAGGGAGACAUGUUCACUCUCCAUCAAAUGAUCUCGAAGACUCCAUCUCAACUUGAUAACUUCUUAUUAUGGUACACUACGCCAACCAUAAUAUUCGUGUAAAAUGUAUACGUUCUUAAGGGUGUGAUUUGUUGAGAUGAAAAAUGAAUUAAGUA